Trichoderma harzianum CBS 226.95 is the source of this 1426-nucleotide messenger RNA. RefSeq lists its product as hypothetical. NCBI's taxonomy places the organism in Eukaryota, Fungi, Ascomycota, Sordariomycetes, Hypocreales, Hypocreaceae. Bases 1 to 1422 code for a protein of 473 amino acids. The transcript has 4 exons. Gene Ontology annotation, biological process: transmembrane transport. The record is from RefSeq and is a predicted model, not a curated record. Gene Ontology annotation, molecular function: transmembrane transporter activity.
AUGGCGCUUGUUAAUCAGGCAAUCGAUGAGAUCGGCAUGACCAGCUUCCAAUGGAAUCUAUUCUGGCUCAACGGUUUCGGAUAUACAGUUGAUUCGCUUCUCGUUGUUUGCCAGUCCAUCGCAAAUCCUGCCGUACAGCAGGAGUAUGGAAACCCCAGUGCUCAUGUUUCCGGCAUCCCCUUGGCUUCGCAGAUUGGACUCCUCGUCGGCGCUGGUCUCUGGGGUUUCACUGCCGACAUCAUCGGUCGGAAGCUGGCAUUUAACACAAGUCUCAUGUCGUGCGCCGUCUUUGUCCUGAUUGCUGGUGCCAUGCCCUCUUACAUCUCCUUUUCUGCCCUUGUGGCUCUCUAUUCCGCAGGUGCUGGCGGCAACUACAUCCUCGACGCAACAAAUUUCCUCGAGUUCCUCCCCACCAGCCAUGCUUGGCUCGUCACGUUCAUGGCCGUCUGGUGGGCGGUUGGAUAUACCAUCACCGGCCUCCUUGCCUGGGCCUUCAUGGGCAACUUCAGUUGCGCCCCCGAUGCCACGCCCGAAACAUGUAGUCGAGCCGAUAACAUGGGCUGGAGAUACCUUCAUUUCACCUGUGGUGGCAUUGUCCUAAUCAUGGCCAUUGCCCGCUUUGCCCUUGUGCGCAUGGUGCAGACGCCGCGAUGGCUCAUUGCCCAGAACCGUGACGAAGAGGUCAUCAAGACCCUCAACGGCAUUUCUCUGAAGGCCGGAAAAUCGCAUAGCCUGACGCUUGAACAGCUGCAGGCGGAGGGUAUCGUUCUGCAUACUCAAGAAUCGGCCUGGUCUGCUACUCGGCUCAAGAUGCACUUCAAGGGCCUUUUCCAGACGCGGCAGCUCGCUUGGUCCACCACCGUCAUCAUUGCCAACUGGUUCGUCAUCGGAAUGGUCUCUCCCCUGUAUAGCGUCUUCUUGCCGUUUUAUCUCGCGUCUCGGGGUGCCGAUUUUGGCGAGAGCUCGACUUAUCUUACGUGGAGAGACUAUGCCAUUAACCAGGUUGCAGGGCUCGUCGGCCCAGUCAUAGCAGCUGUUCUAGUCGAGACGAAGUUCUUGGGGCGUAGGGGCACACUCGCCAUUGGAGCCCUGGUGACAAUGGUUCUCCAAUUUGGCUAUACGCAGGUCAAGAAUGAAGCGCAGAAUGUUGGAGUUUCAGCUGCCAUUUCAGCGGCAUCCAACAUUUACUAUGGAACCAUUUAUGCAUAUACUCCUGAGAUUUUACCCUCUGCCCAUCGCGCCACAGGUUAUGGCAUCUGCGUUGUUCUCAACAGAGUCGGCGGUAUUCUGGGAGUUUUGGUUGGAAGCUAUGCAAACGUAGAGACGACGGCUCCCUUGUUUGUUUGCGCAGCAUUGUUUGGACUUCUUGUAAUUUUAAGUGUAAUUCUUCCGUUUGAGUCAAUGGGCAAGCGAAGUGUGUAGAGCA